UUUUAUGUGUGUGUGAGACGUAUAAUUUGUCUUUCCUUGAUUAAAUUAAUCUAGAAUCUCAAUCUACACAAAGCCAAUCGAACAACAGACAGGAAAUAGAACAACAUGUCGGGGGCAUCAGCUUUGCCAGACGAGCUAUGGAGUCGAAUUCUUGAAAUCGGAAUUGAAUCCUCAAACUUGAAUUACAAAGAUCUUUGCUGUCUCUCAAUUACUUGCACGCGCCUCAAUCAACUCUCCUCAGAUGAUUCUUUCUGGUCCUCUUUGUUCUCCACCGACUUCCCCCAAUAUCCUAUUAACCAACAUCCCUCAUCUUCUUCCAACAAAUCGCUCUACAAAAUUAGAUAUGAAAAAGUCCGAGAACAGAAGCUUUUGGCCCACAGAAGGGCUGUUUUAAGAAUUCAGAGCGAAAUCAACGAGCAUUCUAGGAGGAUUCGGGAGAUGGAACUUCGAUCUGCGGAGGAGAAAGAGAAAAUGAAGAACACUGUUGCUGAGUUGUUAAAUUUACGUAAGAUCAGGCAAGCCUCAGUUGCACUAAAUGUUUGGCAGCCAGAGGUUGUCCGAGGUAGUCAGAAGCAGAUGGUUGAGCAAUGCAAUGUGCCUAUUGAUAAUCGUAUCCAUGCCAUUGAGAUGGAGCUCAAGCUUUGCAAACAGCAAAUUCUAGGGUUUGACAAGGCCCUUAGAGUUGAAAAAAAGAGAAUGCAGACAGCAAAGGAAAAGCUGGCUUCAGUAGAAUAUCACCCCUUGUGGGAUUUUAACUUAACAGUCAGCCCGGUUGAUGAACAUGACAUGAGAAGGAAAAGAUCGAAGAACAUGAUCAAGGAAGGAAACUAGGAGUUGAUGCACCGCUGAAUUGGAUGAUUUACUCGUGGUCAAGGAAUUUUCUAGAAUGGUCAUGACAACUGGAUGAUACAAUGCAGAUGUUCAGCCUAUCUGCAUUUCUGUCCAAGCUCCAUUUUAGGCGCUGAUUUUGCAGUUGCUGUGUUCCUGUUGAUUAUUGGAAGUAUGGCAGAUUCGGUUCACCUCGAGUGCAUUUAGAAACAGAUAUCUGACAUGGGGAAGGGGAUUACAAACGUGGACAAUUUUGAUGCUGUCUAAUAUGCUUGUUUGCGGGGAAAGGAUGUUCAAGGAAAUGGAGGAUUAUUCCUCGGAGUCUGAAAAAGAGAGCAAAAUGGAUGUUCUGCAAUAGAAAGGGGAUUCUGAGGCUACAUUGGAAUAUCCAGUUGGAUGCUGAUACUCAAAAACACAUGCGGGUCGAGAAACUUUACUUUAUGCCUCACACAGUUGACAAAGUUAUGUGAGACUGCCUAUGUUUGAAAAGUAGUAUUUGUAGGUCCAAAGUAUUUUGGGUUAACAAAUUCAACUUGUCAAACACAGGCAACCAUUUGGAUCCCACAAUUUUCACUUGUCACACAUAGGGGGAACCUUAUACAACUUAAAUUGGUGUUUUUCAUUUUUUGAUCAACUUUAUUUGCAUGUCAAUAAAGAUGCCGGACUGCAAUGUCUAAUUAUGUCUAAAAUGGAUAUGAUGUAUGUAUUUGAUAU
This is a messenger RNA of Lycium barbarum (goji berry), 1542 nucleotides long. RefSeq names its product F-box protein SKIP24-like. Bases 106 to 831 code for a protein of 241 amino acids. Lineage: Eukaryota; Viridiplantae; Streptophyta; Magnoliopsida; Solanales; Solanaceae. The transcript has 5 exons. The record is from RefSeq and is a predicted model, not a curated record. Gene Ontology annotation, molecular function: protein binding.